This is a messenger RNA of Macrosiphum euphorbiae (potato aphid), 1413 nucleotides long. The record is from the annotation of a GenBank genome assembly. NCBI's taxonomy places the organism in Eukaryota, Metazoa, Arthropoda, Insecta, Hemiptera, Aphididae.
AUGGUUUCGACCCGACUGACGGCGAUGGCCCUGGUGGUCGUCUGGUGCUGUUCGAUGACCGCCUCGGGACAACACUGGAAGUAUUCCAAGCCGUACACGUGGAUGAGCUCGCCCAAGUCGUACUCGCCUUCAUACCCGGCCGUCUACGGCAAACCACUACCACGACCUCACAAACCGCCUGGUCACGACAAACACCGUGAACGGUGUGAACUGCGAAAAGCGGUGUUCACCCAGGACGCCGAGUCGCCGCAGUACAUCGUCUACAAGACCAAAAUCCCGGAUUUGAAAGAAUUCACGCUGUGCCACUGGCACAACAUCUUCAACUACACUCACGACCAGCCCAUAUUCUCGUACACGAAUCCCGGUAAACCCCGUGUCAUAUAUUCGUGGAUCGAGAACAAACCAGACAAAACGUACUACUCGUUGGCCAUCAACGGACACACCAUUUACAGGAUUAAUUACCCGGAGAAGUUGUUCAAAUGGUACCACGUGUGCCAGUCGUGGAACGGUCACACGGGCGAGUGGCAGCUGUGGAUCAAUUCCGAGAGAGUGGGCAGAGGAUUCUACAACUUGAUGGCCGGCAAGAAGAUCAAGGGUGGCGGCGUGGCCAUCAGCGGACGGGAGUACCUGGAACAAGCGUUGGCCGUCCACUACCCGGCGUUCUCCGGAGAACUGACACUGGUGUCGCUGUACAAGGCGGCGCUGACCGCGGGCAAGGCGUACAACGACCACAAGCACCACCACGUGCACAACUUCCAUCACGGUUACGACGAGUCGGUGGACGAGGCCGACACCGAGGCGCCGCCGACGCUGCCGCCCGGCCCGGAGGCCACGCGGCCGCCGCAUUUGGCGCACGGCGGUGGGUUCUCCAACGGUCAGCGCGUGCCCGGAGUGGCGGUGCCGAACGCCGCGGGCGCGGCGCCGCAGGAACCGCCGACGAUGCCGCUGCACCUCCCGCAACUGCCGCCGUCCCCGCAACUGCCGCUGUUCGACGGCGGCCUGUACGACUUCUACGACGCGCCGCACGCCGACGAGACGUUCCGCGUCAACCUGUUGGACAAGCGCGCGGACGACAACCGCCGCAGCGGCGGCAGCAGCAGCAGCAGCGUGGUCCGCUUCAAGCGCAGUUGGAUUCCGCUGUUCCGGCAGCCCGUGCAGUCCGACGUCACUCCCGCCGCCGCCGCCGCCACCGACGACACUUCCUCCCGGAACGCCCGGUCCAACGGCGGUGACCCGCAAGACCGGAAGCGCGAACCGGCCGAGUGGGAGGUGGUCAAAGUGGCCGGCGUGUGCGCGGCCUGCGUGCCCGACCCGUUCGGCGCCGCUUCCGUCCUGUCCUGGCACGAGACCCGCAAACAGUUCUACAACGGCGCCCUGUACCUGCCCGCCCUGCCCAAGUGCUAUCUGUUCUGA